Molecule: messenger RNA, 9959 nt
Organism: Pomacea canaliculata
Lineage: Eukaryota; Metazoa; Mollusca; Gastropoda; Architaenioglossa; Ampullariidae
Product: E3 ubiquitin-protein ligase HECTD1-like
Exons: 45
Coding region: 353-7948 (2531 amino acids)
Biological process (GO): anatomical structure development; proteasome-mediated ubiquitin-dependent protein catabolic process; protein K63-linked ubiquitination
Cellular component (GO): nuclear speck
Molecular function (GO): ubiquitin protein ligase activity; metal ion binding; protein binding
Source: RefSeq, a predicted model, not a curated record
GUGCGAAAGCGAGGCAUAACAUUCACCUAGACAGCUCACUGGAUUCCUUGGCGAUUCGCCCUAUCAUCUAAUGUUAUUCCUAUAACUACGUAGAUUUGAGGGAAUGACUUACUACUUACAAAAAGCUCAACAUUGCCACUAGUUGAAAAAUUAAACCAGCCUCCUAAAGUGUAUGUUCUUCAACAGCUUACGGUAAAGGUUGAUGUGACAACCCUACCCAGACACAACUCAUCAACUGGCCAGACCUUAUCACAAAUGGAUGACUUGAGAAAGAAGGAUUAUUCUUUAUAACGCCUCGGAAAACUAGGAUUCCUAUUGUUUUCCUUCAUCUGAAGUUUAGUAAAGAAUAAUUAUGGCAGACGUUGACCCAGAGACGCUUUUGGAAUGGCUACAAAUGGGCCAGGGAGAUGAACGCGAUAUGCAACUGAUCGCAUUAGAACAACUGUGUAUGUUGCUUCUGAUGUCAGAUAAUGUGGACAGAUGCUUCGAAAGCUGCCCACCGCGCACAUUCUUACCUGCUCUUUGCCGCAUCUUCUUGGAUGAAUGUGCACCAGACAAUGUGUUGGAAGUCACAGCUCGUGCCAUUACGUACUACCUGGAUGUUUCUGCGGAAUGCACCCGACGUAUUGUAGCAGUGGAGGGGGCAGUGAAGGCCUUGUGCAAUCGCCUGGUUGUGGCUGAGAUGUCAUCUCGAACAAGCAAGGAUCUUGCAGAGCAGUGCAUCAAGGUGCUGGAGCUGAUCUGUACUAGAGAGUCUGGUGCCGUGUUUGAUGCUGGAGGACUGAACUGUGUGUUGACAUUUAUACGAGAGCACGGUUCACAGGUCCAUAAAGAUACUCUACACUCAGCUAUGAGUGUAGUGUCCAGACUUUGUGGGAAGAUGGAACCACAAGAUUCAUCACUGGAGAAUUGUGUGGAGUCACUGUCCACUCUCCUUCAGCAUGAUGAUCAGUUUGUGGCAGAUGGAGCUUUGAGAUGCUUUGCUUCAUUGGCUGAUCGAUUUACUCGCCGUUCAGUGGACCCUGCCCCUCUAGCCAAGCAUGGACUUAUCCAGGAGUUGUUAUCUCGCCUUCAUAAGGUAGGGGAUGUUGGCCCCAGCACAUCUCUCUCAGGGACGCCAAGCAAGCCUGGAAUCACAUCUGAAUCCAAAGGAAGCACAAGCAUUUCAACUGUAAUUUCCUUGCUGUCAACGCUGUGUCGUGGUUCUCCUACUGUUACCCAUGACCUAUUGCGUUCACAGCUUCCAGAUGCUGUUGAGAGUGGUCUGCGUGGUGAUGAGAGAUGCUGCCUUGAUACCAUGCGAUUGGUGGAUCUUUUGCUGGUACUUCUUUUUGAAGGCCGCAAAGCUCUUCCUAAGUCUGGCAGCUCUGCUAUCACUAGUCGCCUUCCUGGUUUGCGACGAACAGACAGCACUGGGGAUCGCUCUCACAGACAGUUGAUUGACUGUAUCCGCAGUAAAGAUACUGAUGCUCUGAUUGAUGCAAUUGAUAAUGGUUUUGAAGUCAACUUUAUGGAUGAUGUUGGACAGACACUUCUCAACUGGGCAUCUGCUUUUGGAACUCAAGAAAUGGUUGAAUUCCUGUGUGAACGUGGGGCAGAUGUAAAUCGUGGUUUACGCUCUUCUUCUCUUCACUAUGCUGCCUGCUUUGGGCGACCACAGAUAGUGAAGACGCUGCUUUCCUAUGGUGCCAACCCUGAUCUCCGAGAUGAAGAUGGCAAAACUCCACUGGAUAAAGCACGAGAAAGAGGGGAUGAGGGACACCGAGAGGUUAUUGCUAUCCUACAGUCUCCAGGAGAGUGGAUGGUUCCCGUUAACCGUGAGGCUACCCAAGCAGAGACAGACAAGGAGAAGAAGGAGGAAAACAACGAAGCAGAAAAAUCAGAAACAAGUGAACCAAAAGGGGAUCCUGAAAUGGCUCCUAUCUAUGUACGCCAGUUACUGCCAAUUUUCACAGACGUCUUUCAUUCCUCUAUGCUGGCAUCUGUCAGAAAAGCAAGCCUGUCACUGGUGCGCAAGAUGGUCCAUUACAUGGAUGCAUCUUUGCUGACAGAGAUGUGUGGCCCAGAGUUCUCACAUCCAUACUUUGCUUCCUCCCUCACUGAGGUCCUAAGUCUUGUGCUGGAUGCAGAGGAGGAUGAUGAUGGUCAUCUUACUGUACUCAACGUGAUGCAAGAUCUCAUGGAAAAGGCUCGCAGCAUUUUUCUUGAGCACUUUGCUCGACUAGGUCUCUUUGCUCGUGUAGCAGCACUUGCAGGCCCCAUGGCACAGGAAGAAGAGGGAGCUAAGGCAAAGGAGGAAAAGGAGGAGGAGGAGACUGUGUUAGAAGAUGCCACAGAAAUUUCCCAAGGCAAGCCCUACCACUGGCGAGACUGGUGCCUAGUUCGGGGUCGCGAUUGCCUGUACCUUUGGAGUGAUGCUGCUGCCCUAGAACUGUCCAACGGUAGCAAUGGGUGGUUCCGUUUUAUCCUGGAUGGAAAGCUGGCAACCAUGUACUCCAGUGGCAGCCCUGAAGGAGGUUCUGAUAGCUCAGAAAAUCGUGGUGAGUUUCUUGAGAAGCUUCAAAGAGCACGAAGCCAGAUCAAAGUCGGAACUGCCAGUCAGCCUAUUCUGACAAAUCCAUCAUAUACACGCCUUGUGGUCGGAAACUGGUCAUUGUCGUGCAAGCGUGCAGGCGAGCUGCAGAUACAUAACUCAGAUGGACAGCAAGCAACCAUUCUGCGAGAAGACCUAAUGGGAUUCAUCUUUGAGUCAAACAGAGGUACCAAGCAUUCUUUCACGGCUGAGACCUCAUUAGGCCCAGAAUUUGCAGUGGGCUGGGGUGGAAAGAAAAGCCGAAAACUGCGCUCCAAAUCUGAUGCUGCUCGUAUUAAGGUAAAGCAUCUAGCCCAUGAGUUGUAUGAUGGAUACUUUCGACUAGCAGAAGCAACCCCACGAGGAGUUGUAGCUAAGCUGAGCGGUAUUGUACAGCAGUUGGACUCUGCUCUAGCACGGCAGAUCAGCCAGUUGAAGUCUCCAGAUGGGGAAGUAACCUGGGCUCAAGAAAUGCAUAGUGCUUUGGAAGAACUUGUUGGCUUGCUUAAAGAUGAACACACCAUCUCUUCAUAUGAACUAGCCAACAGUGGUCUUGUGAAGACUCUUCUUGACAUACUCAGCAACAAUUGUGAAGAGCUUUCAUACAAGGAAAGCAAAAAGAGAACAAAGAACAGGAUAAACAUCUUCAAGAGUGUCUUCCGUGAAAAGGACAGUGGAGCUCCAGCUGUGGAGCUGACUCGUAAACUCAUAUCAGCUCUUGAAGCCACAGAAAAACUACCAGUCUAUACCUACGAUUUACCAGGCUCUGGUUAUGGACUUCAGAUUUUGACAAGGCGCUUGCGUUUCAGACUUGAGAGGGCUCCAGGUGAGACAACUCUGAUAGACAGGACAGGGAAGUGUUUGAAGAUGGAGCCACUAACUACCAUUGCAGAUCUGGAAAAAUACCUUCAGAAAAUGGUCGCAAAACAGUGGUAUGAUUUUGAACGGCAGACUUUCAACUUUGUCAAAAUUUUGAAAGAAUCUGACACGCCUUUGGGUUUUACACACCAGACAGAUUUUGAUGAAAAUGGUCUUUUGUACUGGGUUGGAACAAAUGGAAAACUAGUUUCAGAGUGGGUAAAUCCAGCACAGUAUGGCUUGGUGGUUGUGACCUCAUCAGAAGGUCGUAGUUUGCCUUAUGGAAAACUGGAGGACAUCCUUAGCCGUGAGUCAGCAGCUCUUAACUGCCACACCAAUGAUGAUAAGAAAGCCUGGUUUGCCAUCGAUCUGGGGGUUUGGCUGAUCCCUACCUGCUACACUUUGAGGCAUGCCAGGGGUUAUGGCAAAUCUGCUCUGAGAAACUGGCAAUUCCAAGUCUCAAAAGAUGGGAUGACAUGGACAACACUCUACAACCAUGAGAAUGACUGCUCUCUCAACGAACCAGGUUCCACUAUGACUUGGCCCAUAGAAACAGAUGCAGAUGAAACGCAGGGUUGGCGCCAUAUACGCCUGCAGCAGAUGGGAAAGAAUGCUAGUGGCCAAACACACUAUCUGUCUCUCUCAGGGUUUGAAAUCUAUGGCACUGUGACAGGUGUAUGCGACGACAUAGGGAAAGCAGCACGUGAAGCAGAGGCCACAUUGCGCAGACAGCGACGGGUGCUGCGUACACAGGUCUUGAAGCAGAUGGUGCCUGGAGCAAGAGUUGUGCGUGGAAUGGACUGGAAAUGGCGAGAUCAGGAUGGCAAUCCUGCAGGUGAAGGGACUGUGACGGGGGAACUUCGCAAUGGCUGGGUGGACGUGACAUGGGAUGCAGGGGGUUCCAAUUCAUACCGCAUGGGUGCUGAAGGGAAAUUUGAUCUGGCACUGGCUCCUUCCCAUGACCAGGAGAAGCUGCGUGUAGCCAAAGCAGAAGGGGGCGCUGCUGUGGUUUCUAAGCAUAAGAGUGCUGCCUCAUCAUCCGACAGAGUCAAGGUGAGUGUCUUGACCAGCCGCAAGAGUAGUUCUACACCCAGUCUGAGUGAUGUCAAUGACACGCACUCUGUGGCCAGCACAGAGCAAGCCUCCUCAGCAGAGAACCUCACCUCCAGUGUCAGGGCUAUGGCUCAGGGUGUAGCAGAACGUGUGGCCAUGGUGAGUUUGACUGAACCAGACCCCAUUGUUACUGUCACCCUGAACCCUGCUGAGGAGCGUACCACCAGUAGCGCCACAUUGAGCAGCGAGCCAGUUGUAGUUGUGCACCGUGAGCAUGACAACACUCCUCCAUCUUUGCCCACAUCCACACCAGUGACCCUGGCCAUCACCUCCACUCACUCUGGAACAAGUGCAUCGACAUCACUGUCCACCACUGCUUGUGCCAGCACAUCCACUAAUGUCAGCAUGACUCUGGGCAGCAGGGCACAGCUGGGCCUCUUCAGUGCAGCGGCACUGCUGGGGGCAGAGGGGGGCUUGAGCAGCACCGAAGGGGGCAUCAGGGAGCAGAUUCACAACCGACAGAACGCAAGGGACCGAGCAGCUAAAGCCACUGAAAAUAAAAAGAGUGGAGGUGAUAAUCAGACACGUGGCUCCCCUACUAACCUGAUGAGUGUGAGUGUGCCAAACUUGACUACCUCCAUGGAACAAACAGUCACCCUCUUGGACACAUUUGCAGCUGUGGCCCGUCGUAAUCUGGCCAGCAGCCAUGCCAGCAACAUGCCUCGCAAUGCCAACACAAGCAGCCUUGUGCGCAUGGCUCUCUCCAACUCACCAAAUAAUCUGCUGAGUACAGCUCAGAGCUAUCCCAGCUUGACCAACUCCAGUGUACCAACUUCCAACACCCUGACCACCACCCAGACCAUGGCCAACGUCACCUCACUGCUUAGCCAGGCUCUGACACGCAGCCUGCCUUCAACGUCCAGCGAGAGUGACAAUGAGUUCCUGGACCGGUGUCGGGCUACCACACUCCUCGCUGAGCUUGAGGAUGAAGAAGACCUUCCUGAACCUGACGAGGAUGAUGAUGAGAAUGAAGAUGAGAAUGAAGACGAUGACGACUAUGAGGACGUGAUGGAAGAGGAGGAGCUGGAUGCCCGUGACCGCAGGUCUUGGGAUGAUGAUUUCGUGCUGAAACGCCAGUUUUCUGCACUUAUCCCAGCCUUCGACCCCAGACCAGGCCGCACCAAUGUAAACCAAAUACAGGACUUUGAGAUACCUCCACUGGGAAUGGCACCACCAGUGACAACCCAGGGAGGAGAAACAGCCUGCACCCCAAAACUUAUGUUGUCAUUGAGAGCACCAUGUCUACCUGGGAUGGGGGAGGAGGAAAUAGUGCUUGAGGGCAGCAAUGUCUGCAUCUUUCGCUAUGUGCAACGGCUUCUCGCCAUGGGAGCAUCUGCUGGGCGUAGUGAACGCUUGCGACGCAUCUGGGAACCUACCUACAUCAUCUUGUAUCGUGAGGCCAGGUCAACAGAAAGUAAAGACCAAGAGGAGAAGAGCAAGAAGGAGUGGCUGAACAUGUCCAGUCAAGUUCUUGGUGAAACUGAACCUGGAAGGCCAGGUGACCGUAGUUUCUGCUCUGUACAGAACCUGCUGCAGCUCCUGCAAACCCUAUAUGCAAUCAUGGAACAGUCUACUCCCUCUUCUUUUAGAAAUGAUUCAAGUGAAAUUCAUUUAAACAUUCCAGCAGAUGAAUUUGUCAGCAAAAAGAUCACCAACAAGCUUGUGCAGCAAAUACAGGACCCACUGGUAUUGUCUAGCAAUGCUUUGCCUGACUGGUGUGAACAUCUCACGCGCUGGUGCCCUAUGCUGUUUCCUUUUGAAAUCCGGCAACUGUUCUUUAGCUGCACAGCUUUUGGAACAUCAAGGUCUAUAGUGUGGCUGCAGAAUAAACGAGAUGCCAACAUAGAGCGCAAUCGUGGUCCACUUCCUCGACGGGAGGAGACCCACGAGUUCCGUGUAGGUCGCCUGAAACAUGAGCGUGUGAUGGUGCCACGUGGUCACUCGCUUAUGGACUGGGGCGUGCAAGUCAUGCGUUACCAUGGAAUCCGUAAAGCUGUGCUCGAAAUAGAGUUCAAAGGAGAAGAAGGCACAGGCCUUGGCCCAACUUUAGAAUUCUAUGCUUUGGUUGCUGCCGAGCUCCAGCGCAAAUCCCUAGGGCUGUGGCUUUGUGAUGAUGAUAACCACGACACCCUGGAGCGAGAGGUGGACAUUGGCCAUGGAAAUAAGCCUCCAGGUUAUUAUGUGCAACGAGCAGGUGGGCUUUUCCCAGCUCCUUAUCCCCAGACGGACCAGAUGGACAAAGUGGAGUCCAUGUUUGAGUUUAUAGGCACACUCUUGGCUAAAUGCCUGCAGGAUGGCCGGCUCAUUGACUUGCCUCUCUCCCGCCCUUUCCUCAAGCUGCUUUGCAUGGGGGAGGUGGGAUAUGGACUCACUCGCCAGUUCACCUUUUCCAGCAUAGAGGGCAGCACUAGUGGUAGUGGUAUUGGCUUGGGUGUGGACAUGGGACGCAGUCUUGGGACAGACACGCUGACAGAAUCAUGGCAGAGUGAAAACAGCAACAUGGAACUCAUCGCUAGCAUCCAGGAGAUUGAGAAGGAGAUGAAGCAUGACUCUGACCUCUCUCGACAGCCCAGGCAGCAACCUGCAUGGUAUUCAGGAAUUUUGACAGAAGAAGACUUUGAGCUAGUCAACCCACACCGUGCUGCUUUCCUGCAACAGCUGAAAGAGCUUUCAGCCCGUAAACAGCGCAUACUCCGUGACAAAACGCUGUCGGAGGACCAGAAAAAUAUACAGCUGGAACAGUUGGCCCUGCCCAACCCUCAUGACCCCAGCACAUCAGUGAGACUGGAAGACCUGGGGCUGACUUUCCAGUUCAACCCUCCUUCUCGCAUCUACAACUUCACAGCUUAUGACCUGAAAGCAGAUGGCGAAAAUGAGAUGGUUACACUGGAGAAUAUAGAAGAGUACAUAGAACUGGUGAUGGAUUUCUGUCUCAAUACUGGUAUCAGACGUCAGAUGGAUGCUUUCAAAGUGGGUUUUGACAGAGUCUUCCCUCUGGAGAAAUUGCACCUGUUCAGCCCCAUGGAGCUUGGCAGCAUACUCUGUGGUGACCAGGCCCCCAGCUGGACGAAAGAAGACAUCCUCAACUAUACAGAGCCCAAGCUUGGGUACACACGUGAGAGCCCUGGUUUCCUGCGCUUUGUGAAUGUACUGAGUCAUCUAACAGCAGAUGAACGCAAAGCUUUUCUGCAGUUCACGACAGGCUGUUCCUCCCUGCCUCCUGGUGGCUUAGCUAACCUUUACCCUCGUCUCACCGUAGUUCGUAAAGUGGAUGGAAAUGAUUACAGCUAUCCAUCGGUCAACACAUGCGUGCACUACUUGAAGCUUCCAGAGUAUUCGUCAGAAGAAAUCCUGCGUCAACGCUUGCUUGCUGCUACACAUGAAAAAGGCUUUCACCUUAACUAGUCCCAGAAAAAUCAUCCGCCCAGAAUGAAAAAAAGAGAGAGAGUGCCCAAAGUGUGUGCAAGAUGUGUCAGUGUACAGCUAGGAGCCAGUACAGCACUAUCAAGAGAGAGUGUGCAAAUGCACAUCUGUAAAUGUGUGUGUUGAAAGUGCAUGUGCACUUAAUCCCUGACUGGAAGUGCAUUAGCAAUCAAAAUCACAGGCAUUGCAAUCUCAGCAGAAUGGUGACCUGGUGGCCUUUUUCAUUAAGUCAAAGGACCUGACUUACUUUUAUUUAUUUUAUUUGUUUAUUCAGCCGUAGCAGCUUUUCCCCCCCUGCACGUGCCCUUGUUUCCUUUGUUGUAAGAAUUGUGAUGCUGCAGCUACUUUGUGCCUGUAUCCAGGAAAUGGGUGGGGGUGGGGUGAGAAAAGAGCAUAAUGUGUGUGAAGAUGUGAGACCAAGUUGUAAUUUAGCUGAAUGCAGCAAAACUGUGCCUCUAUUUAUCUCAUCAUUUUCUGAAUGGAAUGUUACUUUUUUUAUGAGUGACUUAUAAGGGGAAAAGUAUCAUUACCAAAUAUGCAUUAUGUUCACCUGGGGGAGGUCAAGAUCAGAAGUUGACAGAACUGUAGAAUUAUCCCAAAACAUUGCAUGACCUUUGCGAGGCAAAAUCUAUGUCACAAGAUUUUGAAAAAAAAAAACCCCAAGAAAAUCCUAUGCCCUCUGUCCAGCUAAGAGUGAAGUUGGUGUUAAAGUAGUAAUGUGUAUAGAAGCUAAUAGAAGCUUUGAACAUUUUGUGUGGAAAACUUUUUUUUGAAGUCUUCUGAAUGCCUUUGUCUGAAAAGCAUCAGUAAGGAGCAUGUCAUGGAUGACCAAGCGACAGAAUGUUGCCAAAAUGUAAUGCAUGCAAACAUGCCAACUCUUUAUAAUGAUAUUUGUAACACCCUCUGUGGGACUUACAGUAAUAAAGUAUUUAAAAUUUUGCCGUUAUUUUUUCAAAAGGAGAAUAUGAUGUGCUUUUGUUUGUAUUAAAAUAAUUUACAGGAUGUGAAUGUGGAUACAUUUGUACUUUAAAUAGUGAGGUAAAUAUGUGCCAAGGAGAAUGACAUUGGUAUAAAAACGUAGGUACAUUUGCGUUUAAAACAAAAUGUUAGAACAUUUGUUCAGUGACAGAUGAAUGUGAUGUGUAAUGUAGGUACGUUUGUACUUUUUUAAAUGAUGGCUUAGGUAUACUUAAACUAGAAAAUGAGUAAUAUUGUUGCCUGCAUAUUACGACUUGCUUUUUUCUUGUCUUCGUGGUUAUUUUAGGCCGAGUGAACAGAAUGCAUAUGUAGUGAUUAGAUGCGAUGCAAUUGUACCAAAGGCUUUGGCUCAUGCAUGAUUUUGGUGCAUUUGUACCAAUUUUAGUCUGUAAAAUCUGUAAAACAUACUUUAGUUGUACAGUGUUGCAGUUGUUGCACAUAUUUAUACCACAUACCAUGUGACUGAGGUGCCUUUGUGCUUCCAACCUAUUUUUAUUACCACCUGACUGGGAAUGCGGCCCUGCCUUGUGUCCCAGUCCAAGAUCUCCACUAGCCGCUCGUGAAAGGAGUGGCGAGGCACCACGAACUUGUGAGUGAGAAACAAUUUGGGUGGCGGCAGCAGAUGGUAGAUGCUUUUGCUCACUCACAAACGAUACCCUGUCAAUGCCGUACAAAUUUGCUCGGCCUAGAAGAUUAAUUUGGAGACGCCGGUAACGCCAUGGGUAAAAUAGACAUGCUUCAGAACAACAUUCAUGAAGUAGUCUAUGAAUUUCUUGUACACUAGACGACUGUUCCUGAUCAGAAUCGGAUAAGGUGGGAUUCUGCAUGGGUACCAACCUCGCGCGCACACACAUCAGCACGCUGCAUUACUUAAAAGAUUGUGUAUUUACCAAUUUCAAUUUUUCGGUCCUGUUGUUAAUGAACAAAUGCUGUACAGAUUUUCAUGCCUUCCAGCUGAAUGUACAAAUAAGGACGAAAAAUGGCGCUUGACUUAAUAAAAUUAAAAUAAACUGCA